Messenger RNA from Puntigrus tetrazona (Sumatra barb), 1154 nucleotides. RefSeq names its product EF-hand domain-containing family member B-like. The transcript has 10 exons. The coding region runs from base 300 to 1154 and encodes 284 amino acids. Lineage: Eukaryota; Metazoa; Chordata; Actinopteri; Cypriniformes; Cyprinidae. The record is from RefSeq and is a predicted model, not a curated record.
AUCAUUUUACAUUUAAUUUAACCGUUGAAAUUCCUUAACGUUACGUUAGAGUCAUUUACUUUCAUAUUUAGUACCCAGUUAACGUUUUUAAAACUAUUAAUUCACUUUUUUCUCGAAAACAACUUUUUUUGCGUUUAAAAGCGCAUACAGUUUACGUCUUUGUUCCAUGCAGACAACAGACAGUAGGAUAAUUUCAGAAUAUAAAACAAACACGCUUAAUUUGGAAAUCGACUUUCUGACAGGUGGACGUCUGAGAGACUGGCGUCAUCAUCAAGUUACGUCGUCAGGUAACAGAAGGCAUGAGUCUCACGGAGCGGGAUUCUUCCACCUGGAGACCCAGAGACCCGUUUCCAAACAUCCGCGCGGCUGGAAAACUCGUUCCAGUCGGUGACACAACUAAAACUUGCCUGCAAGAAAUUACACCAGGGGCUUUAACUCCACCUGUGGUGAGAAAGUUUGUCAAUUCUGCUCGGCCGCCCAUUGGGACAGUUCGGGUCUUCCAUGGAAAAGCAAAUGAUCCUGAUACUGCUAGCACACUAGUCCAUGGUGUGAACACUAAAUCAUCCAUUAAUGCUGGAUCAGUGAUCAAUCCCGCACCAAAAACACGCUUCCAAGAGAGGCUGCGUCAUCUUCAUGAAAUCAAUUAUCAGAAAGCUCCUCUUGGGAGGUCUGGAGUUCAAGGCCCUGGUUUACCAAGCUGGCUUGAUUCUGAGAAAACCAUGUUUGGUGUUACAACGCUCCAGUGUAAUAAAAAAACCUCACUGUAUCUAACGGGCGGUGAGGUCAUCAAUCCACCCAAAACCACACAUCAGGUGAAGAAGGAAGCGGAUGAAGGACAUCAGCUCUACGUUCGCUCACACGGAUCCUAUUUUGUGGGAGAGCGUGUGGACAGGAAGUACAAUUGCAGUCACUAUAAGAGAGAUAGCAGGUUUGGUGUCCCAACGCCUCAUUUCAAUGAUGGGAGAACCAUCUCCAGAUCUCUGCGAUGGCCCUGUGACUCACUAAUGCACAACAGCGCAAAAUUAGUUUCCAAACGUUGUGACAACUUCAGAGAGAAGACUCAGCCGCAAACAGGCAAAGUUCAUGAUCCAAUUGCAGAGACAUUAAACGUAAGAGCUCCCUCUGCUGGCUUGGUGACACCUAAUAAUGCUUGA